Molecule: messenger RNA, 1135 nt
Organism: Trichoderma harzianum CBS 226.95
Lineage: Eukaryota; Fungi; Ascomycota; Sordariomycetes; Hypocreales; Hypocreaceae
Exons: 2
Coding region: 23-1045 (340 amino acids)
Cellular component (GO): intracellular anatomical structure
Molecular function (GO): oxidoreductase activity, acting on NAD(P)H, oxygen as acceptor
Source: RefSeq, a predicted model, not a curated record
UUGGCGUUUAAGCAAAGCAACAAUGUCUACAAGACUAAUUUCUCCGUGUCUCAAUUCUCUAGGUCGCUGCAGAUUGCCAAUUGCAGGGCUAAGAAGAUGGCCAGCAGCUUCUUGCAGAGCAAGUCUUACAGCACACAAACCAUCAAUAGUGUCUCGUCGUAACGAGCGCUGCUAUACUACAACCGGCGAGAGCGGUACCAACGUGACUGGACUACCAAAGGAGGCUUCAGUCGGUACCAAGAGAUUUUCUGACUUUGAUCUUGCCGGCAAUGCAUUUGUCGUUACAGGAGGUGCUCGAGGCUUAGGCUUGGCCCUGGCAGAGGCACUUGUUGAAGCAGGCGGCAAAGUUUACUGCCUUGAUCGACUACCAGAGCCCGAUCAAGAAUGGCAAAGAGCUCAGCAGCGCGUCGUUCCUGAAUGGGGUGGCACGUUGGAGUAUAAACAACUGGAUGUGAACAAUACGACUGAACUCAACAAACUCAUGGAAGAGAUUGCUUCUGAGAAUGGGGGGAUACAAGGCGUCAUUGCUGCUGCCGGUAUACAGCAGCUUACCCCCGCCAUAGACUACACGGAAGAAGACGUAAACAAAAUGAUACAAACGAACUAUACAGCAGCAUUUAUGACUGCGCAGGCAGCGGCCAAGAUGAUGCUCAAGUAUAAAAGCCGCGGAAGCAUCUGCCUUGUGGCCAGCAUGUCUGGUUCUGUGGCAAACAAGGGCCUGCUGUCCUCGGCCUACAAUUCCUCAAAGGCAGCGCUGAUACAGUUGGCGCGAAAUCUUGCCAUGGAAUGGAGCUCCGUCAAAGAGAACGGCGAGGGCGGUAUCCGCGUCAACUGCCUGAGCCCGGGACACAUCGUUACGCCAAUGGUUCUUAAAAACUUUGAAGAGGUGCCGGGCUUGAGACAGACAUGGAGCCAAGAGAACAUGAUGGGGCGGCUGGCGGAAACGAGCGAGUUCAAGGGUGCUGGAUUAUUCCUCAUGAGCAAUGCCAGCACGUUUAUGACUGGAAGCAACCUAGUUAUCGACGGCGGGCAUACAGCCUGGUGAAGAGCAGGAUGGAAAUACCCAUGGCGUCGGAGUCGUUAGAAUAGAGGAGUUCGAAUUCAUAGAGAAUGCUUUGGAAAAUUUCAUGGGAGC